Exophiala bonariae is the source of this 1341-nucleotide messenger RNA. RefSeq lists its product as uncharacterized. The coding region runs from base 1 to 1341 and encodes 446 amino acids. Gene Ontology annotation, cellular component: membrane. The transcript has 2 exons. Gene Ontology annotation, biological process: transmembrane transport. Lineage: Eukaryota; Fungi; Ascomycota; Eurotiomycetes; Chaetothyriales; Herpotrichiellaceae. Gene Ontology annotation, molecular function: channel activity. The record is from RefSeq and is a predicted model, not a curated record.
AUGGCCAACCCGACCAGCAAGGCCAUGCCCUUUAGUGAACUCGGCUACAGCCCUUCAAGGACGCACCACCCACCUCAAGACACCGUCGGGCAAGAAGCAACCAGUACAUCCGUCAACCACGAGUCCGAAUCAGUGAAAGCCAACCCUACCACCAACAUCAACUCAAGCCCACAUCUCCUCCCACGCUCACCACCUCUCCGCCCAUACAACACCGUCCCAGACAGGAUGCCACACGAUAUCGAGCGGCCGUGCUCAGCGUGCGCGACACACCACCCACACCACCACCGUGUCCAUCCACACGAGCCCGGCCAGCACCACACGCUGCUCUCCAGCAUCUACCAGAUGCGACCGGGCGGGACACGCGUCACGCCCUUCGCGGGCCGUCUGGGCGGCAACCAGACGUACGUGGUGGACCGCGAGAACCCGGCGAACGCGGAUCUGCUCAAAAAGGUGCCUGAUGCGGCGCCGAACCUGAACUUCAAGGAGGCGUUUGAUCUCCGCGGGUUCGCGGAUUGGGAUCUUUACAAGGCGGCGGUGAUCGAGGGCGUUGGAACACUAGUCCUCGUCUUCUCCACAACAUACAACAGCAUGUCACCGGCCGACCCGCCACCACUCCCUUCGCCGACGUCCGGCGUAUUCAGCACGGCGGCGUUCCUGAACCCACUGAUCGCGGCGCUGAUCACGACCAUCACGCUGUCGCUCCUGAUCUACACGUUCGGCGCCAUCUCCGGCGGGCACAUGAACCCGCUGAUCACGAUGGGCACGUUCUUCGCGCGCCUGACCACCUUCCCGCGCAUGGUGCUGUACAUCGCCGCGCAGACCGCCGGCGCCAGCCUCGCCGGCCUGCUGCUGCGCUCCGCCGCCGACUCCCGCGCCUUCAAGGUCGGCGGCUGCUUCCUGUUCACCGACCUGGUGAGCGUGCGCUCCGCCUUCACCGUCGAGUUCGUCGGCUCGCUGUUGUUGCUGUUCCUCGCUUUCGGCGUCGGCCUAGAUCCCAGGCAGGCCGAGCUGUUUGGGCCCGCCUUGGGCCCUGUCCUCGUCGGUCUGGCCGCCGGCUCCACCGCCCUAAGCCUCUCCUUCUCCAGGUAUGGCUAUGGUGGCGCCGGGCUGAAUCCCGCGAGGUGCUUUGGUGUGUUUGUCGGCAGUAGGUUUCCCGGUUGGGCUUGGGUCACCUGGGUCGGACCCCUCGCGGCGAGUCUGGCUCACGGGCUCGUUUAUUUCCUGGUGCCGCCCGUGACGCCCAAGGGGAAGGUGUUCAAGCAGAGGAGCGUGGGUGACGGGGAUGGCGAGGAUGUCGCGGAGAAAGCUCCACAUCCCCGUGUUGAUGCUGGGGCUGUGUGA